AUGCUUAACUUUCAAAUACUCCUUGUCUCGCUGCUGGGUACAGCAACUGCCCAGCAGCUCUCCGAAUACAAGUACGACUACGACUUUCGUCCCUCGGAGGGCAUCACGCCGACAUGCAAAGCAGCUUUGAACAAGGUUCUCGACUGCGAUACAUUACUUGCUCGAUAUGGACCUGAAAACAUCAUGCCGUCGGUCGAGCAAGCGACCAAGAUUUGCACUGCCACAUGUCACAGCUCCCUCGUCCAGUUCAAAAAAGAUAUACAAAAGGCGUGUCCGGUGGAGAGCAACAUCGUCCACUGGCCCGAUGGCAGCAACUUUACGGGCACGGAUAACAUCAACGAGUUCAUUGACAGGUACAACAAGCUCUGCCUGGUUGACCCAGAGACGGGAAGGUUCUGCUAUGACCUGCUUAGAGAAUGGGUGGAUUCGAGUGAGGCUGGGAAGUUCGGGAACCAGAGAUGCUCCGACUGCGUCUUGGGCUUGUACCAGAUACAAGAGGAGUCGAAAGCCGAGUAUGACGAGGACUUUGCGUUAGCAGUUGCUGAUUACAUCGACACUUGCGAGACGACGAGCGUUAACCUGCACAUACUGAAGGGCACACCAACUGCUACGGGCACUUCCUCCUCAACUGGCAAUUCAGGGGCAGAAACGACUACAGUUGCGACAGAUACCUCGGCUGCAGUGACUCCAGCUCAUUCCCCGGAGAUCCCAGUUCUCACUCCAAUGCCAUCCGGUGCGUCGACCUACGGCAUGAACCUUAUUUCGUUCAUCGUGCCUGUUCUGGUGCUGACAAGCCACUGGAGAUGGUUUGCCCAGAACUAG
Fusarium falciforme is the source of this 822-nucleotide messenger RNA. RefSeq lists its product as hypothetical. The record is from RefSeq and is a predicted model, not a curated record. Bases 1 to 822 code for a protein of 273 amino acids. Lineage: Eukaryota; Fungi; Ascomycota; Sordariomycetes; Hypocreales; Nectriaceae. The transcript has 2 exons.